Molecule: messenger RNA, 1526 nt
Organism: Leptonychotes weddellii (Weddell seal)
Lineage: Eukaryota; Metazoa; Chordata; Mammalia; Carnivora; Phocidae
Biological process (GO): signal transduction; inflammatory response
Cellular component (GO): plasma membrane
Molecular function (GO): signaling receptor activity
Source: RefSeq, a predicted model, not a curated record
AAAGUGUUGGGCGCAGACUUCCUCUGUCUGGGGACAGCGCGGGAGAGGGUCCCAGCUGCCUCCCAGGCCUCCCCUGAGGACCCACGUGAGGAGCAGCAGUGAGGAGCGAGCGGGGCUUGCUGGCCGAGAGCCUGCACUCUUCAGGCCGUCGGGGCCCAGGACAGUGUCUGAGCCCCAGCGCUUAACUGUGGUGGAGCAAGUGCCCCCCGGACACGUCCUUACCCACGCGCCCGAGGGCGGUUUUCUUCUCUGGAGACCAGAGGCAGCUUCCAGGGCUGGAUUCCCAGGCGGCGCCCAUGGAUCCUGGCCCUGCGGAGGAAGGUGUGGCCCCGGCCAUCUCCCCACUGAAGCCCGGCGAGAAGUUCCACCUGUUUGUGAGUUACAGCAGCAUGGACACCAUGUGGACGCGCGGGCUCAUCAGCCGCCUGGAAGCGGACCUCCCGGGGCUGAGAAUCUGCCUGCACGAGCGGGACUUCACCCCGGGCAGGAACGUCCUGGAGAACAUGGCCGAGUGUAUCCAGCAGAGCCAGAAGGUGCUGCUGGUGCUGAGCCAGGACUUUGUGCAGAGUCGCUGGUGCCUCCUGGAGGCUGACCUGUCCCUGUUCGGCUACUGCCUGGAGAGGAAGCUGGUCAUCCCGGUCCUGCUGCGGCCCUGCCGGAUCCCGCUGCACCUCAGCCACCUGACCUACCUGGAGGCCACAGACAGCCGCUUCUACCUCAAGGUGAAGCAUGUCCUGUGCCAGCCCAACCACAGUCUGGGGUGCGCCCUGCCCGCCCGGCACUUGGCCUCCUCCCUCUACAGCGGAAAGACCCUCCUGACCCUGAACUGCAUCAACAGGGACAGCCUGCCCUCGUGGAAGGUGGGGUCCUUCAGCACCCUGGCCGUCCCCGACCCCUUGAAGGAGGUGUUGGAGGACCCCGCGGUGUACAAGCAUGCCGUGAGCAUCCUGAACGGGGUGCAGUCCCCCAGGUCCUGCCUCCGGUACCUGGGCUGCAGGGUCCCCCUGGGCGUCUUCCUGAUUGUCCUCUCCUUGGCAGCGCUCACCCUCCCCCUGAUUCUGGGGCUGCAGCAAAACCCGCCGGCAGAGCGCUUCCUCCUAAUCUCUGCCACCGUCUUUUUCUGCCCGCUCCUCAUCGUCUUGGGGGUGAACAGCCUGUGCUGGUUCAGGAGAUUUUCUCAGAAGAAGAUGCGGGAGCUGGAGCUCAGAGUGGGCGAGGCCAACGUCCUGCUGGCGCCCCACUCCCUGCUGAUGGGCUGUGACACCAUGAACAAGCUGCACUUCGUGUACGUGCUGCUGGGGGACUGCAGGCGGGUCUUCCUGCAGGCCCCGCAGGGUGAGGCCCUGUUCCGGGAGGCCCUCCUGCGCUUCUCGUCCAGCUACACCUGCUGUGUGGCCCACGCACACUUCCCCGCCUGCGAGGACACCCAGGGGGCUCCAGGCCACCUGGAGCUGGGUCUGUGUUUCUGCCAGUUCGUCUCUCUGCAGCUGAAGAAACACAAGGGUCUUGGGGUUAACCCCGUGUGA